GCACCGUAAUUGCGUCCUGGCUGGUGCUGAUGUGAUAUGCGUGUGUGCCUAUUUAGCCUCGUAUUAUUGUUAUUAUUAUUAUUAUUAUUUGAUAAGGUAGAUUGUUGACCAUAAUCGCGGAAUGUCAUCAAUAAAGGAAAACCACUGUUACGGACUGUCGAGCGGUAAACUAUGUCGUGGCGGUAACAUCUCUCUCUUUCACGUUAAACUCACAGACAGCGCGGCAAGAGCCAUUGAUGCCUUUCACAACAGCAAGAGUCGGCUCUCCCAUCCCACAAUUUGUUUCACGGGAAACCAAGGGAGAUUCACAAUCCCUUUUAAAGAGAAUAGAGGUGAAGAGAAAACAUUUACCUUUGGCUUGUCUAAUGUUGUCUGCGACAAUCCACAUGGAAGCUUUGACUGUGUCCAACAGCUCAACACUGGUGCUGAUGAGGAGCAUUUGUCAUGUGUGGGAGUAAUUCAGAAGAAGAUGACAGUCAAUGCUACAGAUGACUCGUACCAAAAAGCCCGUCAGAGCAUUGCCCAAGUUGAAGAAGAGACACGGAGCCGUGGAACCAUCGUCAUCAAGCACGGAGACCGCUUCCAAAGCAAAAAGGUAACAGUGCGAGCACCAGCCCCUGCACUGGCCAACCUGGCCAAACCACGACACUCCUCCCAGUCCCUCCUCAGGAGAGGUGCCAGUGUAUCCAAGGUGAAGAAAGGUGCGUGUGGAUCAGACAAGAGAAGUGUGAGCGCUGUGGGGAGGAGGCCGCUGAGGGAGAGGGUGAUGCACCUGCUGGCUCUGAGGCCGUAUAGACGGCCUGACAUGGUCCUGAGGCUACAGAGGGAUGGACUGACGGCUGGAGACAAAGACAUGCUGGACAUGCUGCUGCUUGAAGUGGGCCAGUCCAAUAGCAGAGACAAAACGUAUAUUUUAAAGGACUGUCUAUACAAAGAACUGCAGAGAGACUGGCCAGGCUAUUCUACGGGUGACCAGCAACUCCUCAAGAGAAUCCUCCUCAGGCGACUGUUUCAGCCACACCAGAACCUUCUGACGGUCCCUAAUAUCCAGGUCAGCCCGCUGCGCGACACCCCCAACUCCUCGCCAGCACGCCAUCACAAACAUUCCUUAACGGAGGACUACAUUGACCCACUGGCCAAUAAGAAGCCAAGGAUAUCCCACCUGUCUGGCAAGACGACCAAUGACAAGUCUACACCCAAAUCUAGUAAGCAGCAAGACACUGCCAGAGCUAAGAAGCUUGUUACUGAAGUGAAAGAAGACAACAGUCGCAGGAACUCUCUCGACCCUCAGAAACUUAUGGACUCCUUAUCCUCAGUCUGUAAGGAGCAAGAAGAUGUGGCCAAGCGACUUGAGCCAGCCCCAACUGCUUUGGGAGAUGCCAAGGGCUCAGCUUUGCCAUCGCAGCCCAUUUUUCAUCACCCACCUUCUCCUCCAAAAGUCCCAAUUCUGGACAGACACAGUAGAAAAAGGAGGAAGAGUAAACAUAAACACAGAGACCAGGAGGUCAAGGCUGCAGGCAGGGAAAGAAGGAAAGGAGACAUCUGUUCAAAGGAUUUGAAACACAAAGAUCACCUGGACUGUGCAGAUCACAGUGGAAUGUUUUAUGACUCAAAUGUGCUGCAAGCAGCCAAUGACAUGACAGACUAUUUAUUGAAGUACACCAAGCUCUGCAGUCACGAUCAGAGACAGCGCUACAAGCAGGACUUUAACGAAGAGUACAGUGAAUACAGAAAUUUGCACGCUCGCAUAGACAGUGUCACGUGCCAAUUCAUGGAGCUGGACACACAGCUCAAACGACUGCACCAUGGGUCCCACCAAUAUAAGACAAUUCACAAUCAGAUUCUGCAGGAAUAUCGCAAAAUUAAAAAGUCAAAUCCAAAUUACAACCAGGAGAAGAUCCGAUGUGAAUAUCUGCACAACAAGCUGGCCCACAUAAAGAAGCUCAUAUCAGACUAUGACCAACAACAGCUCUGUAUGGACUGUCCCUGAAACUGGUGACUCACACUGGAACUACUAACUCAAGAGUCCAGUAAUGUGCCUCAUACAUGAGUGGAUGAUACUGCGGAACUGAAACGGAAAUAAAGAGUCUAUUGGCAUGAUUAUCCAUACCUUCCUACUACCUGCUGGAGCUUGAAGUGAAAGACAUGAAUUAGUUCAAAAGUGCAUUCGUGGUGAAUCUUGCCCUAUGAUGUAAACAAUUGUCUCUGAAAAGAUACAUGUUUAGACCAUUUGUGAACCAAAUUUGAACAGCAAUUUUAUAUUUUUGCUAGCUUGUCACAUUGGUCAUGUUGACUUUUACACAUCUGACUAUUUCCACUUCCGGUGAGAUGGUAAAAUGAUAAGAAAUGGUAAAUUUGCAUUGCCAACAGACAUGACUUAGCUCACCGGUAGCACGACCAGACACAUAACUGGAAACCACACUUACUCAGCUCAAGACAUGUUUCUUUCUGGGAGGAGAGGUUCCUUUGUUUCCCUGGCUCCAACCUGCUUAUCCUGUAAAAGCUGGGAUGCAGAUGUGAGUUUAUUCCACUGUUUCUUAAAUGGCCUUCCUUUUUUUUUAUGGCUUCCAAAGCCAGACUGACUCCACAGUGUUCCACAGGUAUACAUCAAUAUGUACAGAGUCCUGUUCAGGGAACUUAACAGUAUUAUAAGCUGAAGUGAGCUCUAGUUUCUAAAUGGCUCAUGUGUUCUCACUUUGAGUUUUUUUGGGCCCUGGAGGACAAGAAGUGAAUGCCCAAAUUCAUUUCAAAAGCAAUGCAUGCUUUACACUUUUCUGUAAUGCAUGAGGGAAUAAUCAUUUUGUCUGUUGAAUAUGAGUAUUAAGUUAUAAUAUACAACCUUUCCCCUAAUUUAUAAUGCGGUGUCUUUUUUUUUCUUUUCUUUUCAUUAGACUGUUUCAGGUAACAUGUCUUAUGUAGUGAUGAUCUAAAAAAUGUUGACCUUUGAGUCUCAGCCAUGGUACUAAUGAACAUAUAUGGCCGUUUAAAGCAAUCCAUAUUUUGUUUUGUUUGCUUCCAUCUUUCUUUCUUUUUUUACUUUAAUUUUUCAAAAAAUAAACUCA
Molecule: messenger RNA, 3062 nt
Organism: Lampris incognitus (smalleye Pacific opah)
Lineage: Eukaryota; Metazoa; Chordata; Actinopteri; Lampriformes; Lampridae
Product: RNA polymerase II elongation factor ELL-like
Exons: 12
Coding region: 122-1990 (622 amino acids)
Biological process (GO): transcription elongation by RNA polymerase II; positive regulation of transcription elongation by RNA polymerase II; snRNA transcription by RNA polymerase II
Cellular component (GO): transcription elongation factor complex
Molecular function (GO): cis-regulatory region sequence-specific DNA binding
Source: RefSeq, a predicted model, not a curated record